Trichophyton benhamiae CBS 112371 is the source of this 1440-nucleotide messenger RNA. RefSeq lists its product as uncharacterized. Bases 1 to 1440 code for a protein of 479 amino acids. The transcript is spliced from 2 exons. The record is from RefSeq and is a predicted model, not a curated record. NCBI's taxonomy places the organism in Eukaryota, Fungi, Ascomycota, Eurotiomycetes, Onygenales, Arthrodermataceae. Gene Ontology annotation, molecular function: RNA binding.
AUGCCCACCCAGCCACCCUAUACCGCUCACAUUGGUAACCUUUCCUUCGACGCCACCCAGGCCGAUAUCCAGGAGCUCUUCGCUGAGUGUGAGGUUACCAGUGUCCGUAUUGUGGAGGAUAAACUUACUGGAUCCCCAAAAGGCUUUGGCUAUGUUGAAUUUGCCUCAGUUGACGGCCUCAAGAAGGCACUAACAUUCCAGGGUACCUCCCUUCAAGGGAGAAAUAUCCGAGUGAGCAUUGCAGAACCUCCCAAAGACCGACAUGAUGGAAGAGACCUUAGCGACUGGACCCGAAAGGGCCCACUGCCUGACCUUCCAGGUCAGAGACGCGUAUCAGAUCGCCCAGGUUUCGGUGGCGCCCGCAAUUUCGACCCUGCUUCUGAUGCUGCAAAUGAGCGCCCUGGCCGACGUGGCUAUGAAGCGGCCAACGACGGUAGAUCGCGUGAUUUUUCCAACUGGGAGAGAAAGGGACCUCUUUCUCCUAGCCUGCAAAGCGCUCCCUCCAGGGAGGGUCGUCCCCACAGCAAAGAUGGCCCUCAGUUCCGCAGAGCCUCCCCAGCAUGGGGUGAAGGCCGCUCCCAAGACGGCUCUCGACCCCCCCGCCGAGAAUUUACCGAGCGUCCUGCUCCUGAAAGAGCUCCAACUGCGCCCGAGCUUGAUAACCAAUGGAGAGCUAGGAUGCGGCCGGAUGCUCCUGCUCAACCGGAAACUCCUGUUGAGCCUGUAACUCCAACUGCCGCCGCCGCAGCUCCUGUCCCUGGAGCAAGACCGAGACUUAACUUGCAGAAGAGGACAAUCCCUGAGUCGGAGGCUACUGCACCCUCCCCAGCUGUUGCCGAAGCCCAGUCCAGUAUUUUUGGAGGCGCAAAGCCCAUUGAUACUGCUUCCCGUGAAAAGGAAGUAGCUGAGAAGCGAGAGCUGGCCUUACUACAGAAGAAAGAGGCUGACGAGAAGGCUAAGGCGGAACGCCUAGAGAAGCAAAAAGCUGAGAAGGCUGCAAAGGAGGAGGCCGAGAAAGCAGAAGCAAAUGGAACCAAAGAAGAUACAACAGAAGGAAAGCCUGUUGAAAUUCUAAAACGUGAAGAAGGCGAGGAGAAAGCUGCCGAUGAGAGUGAAAAAACAGCUGAAAAGGUAGCCGAAAAGGCAGCCGCUCCUACACAGAAGACUGAAUCUGGUCAAGACAAGGGCCGCCCACCGCUACAAAGCCGGACAAGCAGCAGCUGGCGAAACGGUGGUGGACGUGGCCGUGGUGGACCACCUCACAGCCGUGGAGGAUCUCGCAGCACCUCCCAGCGUGGCCCUCCUGCUCAAGGUACUCCAUCGGAGACUGCAUCUCCUGCAUCUCCUGCUACUCCUGAUGAAGACGGAUGGAGCACCGUCAGCGCAAAGCAGAAGAACCCCCGUCGUGGAAACUAUAACCGUGGCGGCCAGGCCUCUUAG